Molecule: messenger RNA, 1781 nt
Organism: Hirundo rustica (Barn swallow)
Lineage: Eukaryota; Metazoa; Chordata; Aves; Passeriformes; Hirundinidae
Gene: DCPS
Product: decapping enzyme, scavenger
Exons: 6
Coding region: 609-1592 (327 amino acids)
Biological process (GO): deadenylation-dependent decapping of nuclear-transcribed mRNA
Cellular component (GO): nucleus; P-body
Molecular function (GO): hydrolase activity; RNA 7-methylguanosine cap binding
Source: RefSeq, a predicted model, not a curated record
CAGGAAAAGUUUGUAAAAGCCCUUGAGACUGUCUGUCCGUGGUGAGGGAACCAUGCAGCUGCCUUGGCUUCUGUCUCCUGAAGAUGUGCAUCCAAGCAGAUGAGGAUAGGGGAGUUCCAGGCUGCUUCCUUAGCCUUGAGGCGGUGGGCUGCUGCAGUAACUGAACUGGGCACAGACCUCCUGCUCUGCCCUGUGAGCGUGUCAGGAAAAUCCACAAACACCAGAGGUUUAUGUCUAAAAAGGAGAUAGAGGUGUCCUUCAGCUUUAUUUGAAUAAAGGGAGAGAGUCCACUGGGCCACACAUCCCCGGGGUUUUCUCUCUCGAGGUUUCAAAGGGCUCAGCUCCCCUUUUAUUCCAACUCCCAGCCACGUGUUUCCCUCUUCCUUUCCCCACUGGCCGAGGUACUAGGAAGGUGCAGCCUUCCUGAACCACCCGCCCCAUAUCCCCAUUAAACCUGGCACUUCACCCCAAAGUUCAGCAGCUCAGGCUCCUGCAGACCCCACUUGUCUCUUUCAGGAGCCAAACUGCCCAAAGUCAAUAGAGAUGUUAAGACCCAUUUCAAAGAUAUUUAUACCCAUCAAAUUGUUUGUUAGAGCAUUAAUUAGUACAUGUGGUUGGGAGCCCCAGGUGAGCCCCAUUGCUCUCCAGGGUGGUGUGGUGAGGCCUCACCUGGGUCUUGUACAGACAUGAGUGAUAUUGGGGGUUGUUCCACACCCAGCACCUCCCAAAACCAGCACGCUGGGGCCACUGGAUCGGGGGCUGGGGUUGCUUGGAGCAGGGCAGCAAGGAUUGACCUCUCUGGAGAGGGCACAGAUGCUGUAGUCAUCCUGGAAAAGACUCCUUUCCAGGAGGAGAAGAUCCCAGACCUGCUGAAGAAGCCCAUGAACGCGGAGCUGCGGAUGCACAAUGACAUUUACUGCACGUUCUACCUGAGCCCUCCCCCGGAGCUGAGUGAGAUCAAAGCUACAGUGGUGUACCCUGCCACGGAGAAGCACAUCCAGAAAUACCUCCGUCAGGAAGUGCACCUCAUCCGUGAAACCUGGGAGGACUACAAGAACAUAACCCUGCCCUUCAUCCAGUCCCAGAGCUUCAGCAUCCAGUGGGUGUAUAAUAUCCUGGAGAAGAAAGCUGAGGCUGAUCGAAUCGUCCAUGAAAACCCUGAUCCUUCCAAUGGCUUUGUUCUGGUUCCAGAUUUAAAGUGGAAUCAAAACCAGUUGGAUGAUCUGUACCUGAUCGCCCUCGUGCACCGCAGGGAGAUCAAGUCUCUGCGGGAUCUCACGGCCGAGCACCUCCCGCUGCUGAGGAACGUCCUGCAGGAAGGGAAGGAGGCCAUAGUGAAGCGCUUCGGCGUGCCCGGCUCCCAGCUGCGGAUCUACCUGCACUACCAGCCCUCCUACCAGCACCUGCACGUGCAUUUCACCGCGCUGGGCUACGACGCGCCGGGCAGCUCCGUGGAGAGAGCCCAUCUCCUGGCCGAUGUCAUCGACAACCUGGCCAUGGACUCCAGCUACUACCAGAAACGGGCUCUGACCUUCCCCCUGCGGGCUGAUGAGCCCCUGUUUAAGAAAUUCCAGGAGGCAGGAAAAGUGUGAGGAGGCAGAGGUGCUUUUGUAUAUAUAUAUUUUUUUUCAAUAAAUACCCAUUUUCGGGCUUUUUUUUUAAGGUUGUGUUCCUUUUCUGUUUUUAAACUCUGUUUUUGUACAAGGUGGGGCUGAUGAUCCUUUGCUAUGGAAACCGUGUUGUCUGUUCAAGUCCAUUAAAAAAAACAUUGAUUGAAUAAA